Messenger RNA from Scomber japonicus (chub mackerel), 1578 nucleotides. It is a transcript of the gene mutyh, whose product is annotated as mutY DNA glycosylase. Gene Ontology annotation, molecular function: 4 iron, 4 sulfur cluster binding; purine-specific mismatch base pair DNA N-glycosylase activity; 8-oxo-7,8-dihydroguanine DNA N-glycosylase activity. The record is from RefSeq and is a predicted model, not a curated record. Lineage: Eukaryota; Metazoa; Chordata; Actinopteri; Scombriformes; Scombridae. Gene Ontology annotation, biological process: mismatch repair; base-excision repair. Gene Ontology annotation, cellular component: nucleus. Bases 1 to 1578 code for a protein of 525 amino acids. The transcript has 15 exons.
AUGAGCAGGUUACGUUCAGCGAUGCAGAAAGGCAAGAGAGCCAGUCAGGAAAUGGCAGAAACUGUAAAAGUGAAGUCAAAGUCAACCGUGAAAAAAGAGAAAACACUGAACGCUGCUUCACCCUCCACGUACCACACUUUCUCUGAUCCUGCUGAUGUGGUGCUGCUGAGGUCUCAGCUCCUGAACUGGUACGACAAGGACAAGAGAGAGCUGCCAUGGAGGACUCUGGCCAUGACAGAGCCAGACCUCAACAUCAGGACUUAUGCAGUGUGGGUUUCAGAAAUCAUGCUGCAGCAGACCCAGGUUGCCACAGUAAUAGGCUACUACAACAAAUGGAUGAAGCGGUGGCCCACAGUGCAUGAUCUUGCAGCUGCAACAUUAGAGGAGGUGAAUCAGAUGUGGGCGGGCCUGGGCUAUUAUUCACGAGGAAAAAGACUGCACGAAGGAGCUCAAAAGGUGGUGUCAGAGCUUAAAGGACAGAUGCCUCGCACAAUUGACAGCCUGCUGAAACAGCUACCUGGAGUGGGACGCUACACUGCUUCAGCUAUAGGCUCUAUUGCAUUGGGCCAGGUUACGGGAGCAGUGGAUGGCAAUGUGAUUCGGGUGCUUUGUCGCCUGAGGGCCAUCGGAGCUGACAGCACGAGUCCUGCAGUAACAGAAGCACUUUGGAGUCUGGCUAAUGCGCUAGUCGAUCCUGAGAGACCGGGGGACUUCAACCAGGCCAUGAUGGAGCUCGGGGCUCGAGUCUGCACCCCAAAAGGACCCCUGUGCAGCCAGUGUCCCAUACAGACUCACUGCCACUCAUAUUCCAAGGUUAAUGCCAGACAAAAGAAAAGCUCCAAGAAACUGUUGGCAAAGCUUGACAGGAAGACGACAGCCCUGCCUGAUAUAGAAGACUGUAUGAACAGUGAGACAUGUCCAUUGUGUCCGUCGGAGCCCUGGGACGAUGAGUUGGGUGUUCAGAACUUCCCCAGAAAGCCAGCGAAGAAGCCGCCCCGAGUGGAGCGAACUCUGACCUGUGUGGUGAUCAGACCUGGAGAGGAGGGAGAGUACAAGUACCUGCUCACACAGAGACCAAACAAAGGUUUGCUGGCAGGCUUGUGGGAGUUUCCGAGUCUUCUGCUGGAGGGAGAGAACUCGGAGAUUAAACAGAAGAAGGCACUCUGUGCUGAGAUCAGAAGGAUACUGGGAACCCAUUUGACUGAAGGCCUCUUCCAGUAUGUGGGAGAGGUGGUGCAUAUCUUCUCUCACAUCCAUCAGACAUACGUGGUUCACAGUGUGUGUUUGAAGGACACUGAUGCACAAACACAGACUGAAAAUGUACAGUGGCUCUCUAGAUCUGCUCUGCAGGAAGCUGCUGUGUCUACAGGAGUGAAAAAGAUUGUGAAGCUCUGUGAUUCUCUGGACAGCCAAAAGAAACAGGCCUCUAAGGAUGGAAAAAGGCAAAAGCACACUGGACUAAAGAAUGAGAAGAGACAACAGACCUCAAAAAAGCCCAAACUGAGUGCAGCGAACGGCACUAGCAGGCAGCUUUCCCUCAGCUCCUUCUUCAAGACAGUGAAAGAAGAAUCUUGUUAA